This is a messenger RNA of Cantharellus anzutake, 1859 nucleotides long. Its product is annotated as P-loop containing nucleoside triphosphate hydrolase protein. Gene Ontology annotation, molecular function: RNA helicase activity; ATP binding; RNA binding. The coding region runs from base 146 to 1666 and encodes 506 amino acids. Gene Ontology annotation, biological process: rRNA processing. Gene Ontology annotation, cellular component: nucleus; ribonucleoprotein complex; cytoplasm. The transcript has 13 exons. The record is from RefSeq and is a predicted model, not a curated record. NCBI's taxonomy places the organism in Eukaryota, Fungi, Basidiomycota, Agaricomycetes, Cantharellales, Hydnaceae.
GUUAAAGGCGGAGAAUGCCGAUUCAAAUUUUCUCUCAUCCAUCUCCCAUUCUCGUCUGCCCUUCCCCCCCAACGUUAGGGUUCAUCUCGCCCUACAAGAACAUUAGAUUUCAACUUAGAUCAAUAAGAACCAAUAACAUUGUCAAAUGUCUUACGGAGGCGGUUAUCGUGGCGGUUUUGGUCAAACCGGAGUCUACAAUGGCUUUGGCGAAAGUGGCCUUGGCAAUAAUUUGAGGGAUGUUGAUUGGAAGAGCGCCCACUUAACGAAGUUUGAAAAGAACUUCUACCGAGAGGAUCCUCGAGUCACUGCUCGCACUGAAUUCCAAGUCGAAGAGUUCCGGAGGGCUAAGGAGAUAAAGUGUCGAGGGACCGAGAUCCCACGUCCAGUAACCAGUUUUGAGGAAGCCGGGUUUCCCGAUUACAUUAUGGCCUCAAUCAAGGCUCAGGGCUUCAAGGAACCAUCAGCCAUCCAGUGUCAAGCGUGGCCUAUGGCUUUGUCAGGCCGCGACGUAAUUGCCAUCGCACAAACUGGAAGCGGGAAAACCAUUGCCUUUGCUCUUCCUGCCAUGUUACACAUCAAUGCGCAACCUUUGUUGUCCCCAGGCGAUGGUCCAAUCGCUCUUGUUCUGGCCCCCACUCGUGAAUUGGCAGUCCAAAUCCAGCAAGAAUGCACUAAAUUUGGUGCGAGCUCCCGCAUUCGUAACACAGCCAUAUAUGGCGGUGCCGCCAAAGGGCCUCAGAUUCGGGAUCUUCAAAGAGGCGUUGAAAUUGUCAUUGCUACUCCUGGGCGCUUGAUCGACAUGCUAGAGGCAGGUAAAACUAACUUGCGAAGAAUCACAUACUUGGUCAUGGACGAGGCGGAUCGAAUGCUGGAUAUGGGCUUCGAACCGCAAAUCCGGAAGAUCGUCUCCCAAAUCAGGCCUGAUCGACAAACUCUGAUGUUCAGCGCCACAUGGCCAAAGGACGUUCAGAAGCUCGCUGCGGCUUUCUUGAAGAACCCUAUGCAGGUUAACAUAGGUUCAACGGAACUCACGGCAAACCAUAAUAUCGAACAAAUCCUUGAAAUUUGCACUGAGUACGAGAAGCGUGGGAAGCUGCUUAAACACCUGGACCAGAUCAGCAGUGAAAAUGCCAAAGUCCUUAUAUUCGUUGCUACGAAGCGUGUCGCGGAUGAGAUUACCAAGUUUCUUCGCCAGGAUGGCUGGCCUGCUUUGGCCAUACACGGUGACAAGGAGCAACGUGAGAGGGACUGGGUUCUAGGCGAAUUUAGGGCUGGCCGUUCGCCGAUUUUGAUUGCAACAGACGUUGCCAGUCGUGGUCUUGACGUGAAAGACGUCGGCUAUGUCAUCAACUACGAUUUCCCUAAUAAUUGUGAAGACUACAUCCACCGAAUUGGUCGCACUGGGCGUGCGGGUGCGAAGGGUGUUUCGUAUACUUACUUCACCGCCGACAACUCAAAAGCUGCUCGUGAACUCGUAGCUAUCUUAAGAGAAGCCAAGUCUGCAGUUCCUCCUGAGUUAGAGCAAAUGGCCAUGUACGGCGGUGGAGGUGGCAAUCGCAGUCGUUUCGGUAGCGGUGGCGGCAGUGGCGGUGGUGGUGGUCGCGGGGGUAAUCGUGGUGGUCGUGGAGGAUUCGGUGGAGGUCGCGGCAGCUACAGUCGCUGGUAGAUCCUUGAGAUGCUGCUUCGCGAGUCCCCCUUUAUUCGUCUAGACGUGGUUUGAUCGGUAUUUCUGCCUUCAAGGCCUUUAAUACGCUUCUAAUAGAGAUUGUUGCUGUGUAUUUGAUAAUGGGCGCUUCUGGAAGCACGUGCUCGGGUUGAUGCCCCCGCAAGUCCAAUGCAGCUGGUUAGCGUGUUGCGCG